GCUGUGCUAAUGUUGGCAGCCAGUUGGCUCCUGUGAAUGAUGUGUCUGCCUGUGAGAGUCUUUGUGCAACAGUGCAAGUAGUCAAUCAGCCAGCAGUCAGCAUUCUCCUGCCCCUGUCCUUCUUUCCCUUCUGCCACUACGACACACAAACAAGCACCCCAGAGUCUCAGAGUACUCCCUCUUGCACACUCGCUCGCCUGUAUAGAAGCAGCGUCGCACUCACACUCACACACACUCGUUCACUGUGCCACACAAACAACAAGAUGAUGCGCAUCACCACCCUCCUCUUCACCGCCUUCUUCACGCUCCUCUCCUCCGUCCUCGCCAUUCAAGUCACCUCUCCCUCACAAGGCAUCACCUGGACCGUUGGUAGCACUGCUCAAAUCACCUGGUCGAGCGUCAGUACCGACCCAACCACCGUGGAUGUCUACCUCGUCAACUUUUCACGAUACCCAAAUAGCAUUAUCAUGCUCAAGAGCAACGUUGCUGUGUCGGGUGGAAGCUUGGCGAUUGAUGGCACAUACUUGCAGCCUGGGACUGGAUGGCAGGUGAAUUUGGUGCCACAGGGAAGUAACUCGCAGCAGAUCCUCGCGCAAAGUAACCAAUUCACAAUUGCUGCAGGUGGUGCAGCGGGUCAGACACCGACUGCUGCGACAGGGACCGUGACUGCAGCUGCUGUUGCGCCAAUUGUGACGAAUGGCAAUGCCACUGCUGCUGGUGGUGGUGCGGGUGGUGUUGCCUCUGUGCCGCGUGUGUCUGCUUCGUCUGCUGUGGGUCUGGUCCAGGUUCCGUUGUUCAUGCUGGGUGCUGCUGGUCUUCUGCUCUGUCUCUAAUCAUCCUUUCGCCCUGUCUGUAGCCUCUUUACCUUAAUACUCAUUCUGGACUGAAUUAUGUGACUGUCUAUCCCUCGGACUGCUUUUUG
Molecule: messenger RNA, 922 nt
Organism: Protomyces lactucae-debilis
Lineage: Eukaryota; Fungi; Ascomycota; Taphrinomycetes; Taphrinales; Protomycetaceae
Exons: 1
Coding region: 264-833 (189 amino acids)
Source: RefSeq, a predicted model, not a curated record